AAAAUAAAAUCUUGAAAAUCUUCAACAGAAUGGCAACUUUGCAAUUUUUGCUUAUUUUUAUUUUGAUGGCUAUGCAACUUUUCACAUCCAACGCAUAUGAAAGUCAUUUCCAUGAACUUGAGAAUGGUGAAAAAGUUCACAAAACUCGACGAAAUGCUCCGUCAGCCGAAGCAGAAGAUCUAAAUCGUGAACCUCAAACAAACUGCCAAUCUAGUCGAACAAUGAGUGGCUCAUCUAAACAAAAAGCUUCAAGUAUUGCCCUCAAAGCUGCUCAAGAAGCAAAAGCAGCUUCAAAUGCUCAAACUGCUGCCGGCCAACAAGCUGCACAUCAGGUAAAAGCUCAAUUGGCUGAGAAGGCUUUACAAGCUGCAAGAGCUGCUGAAGCAGCUUUAGCUGGUAAACAGGGUAUUGUCGAACAAUUGGAAAAAGAAGUUCGAGAAGCUGAAGCAGUUGUUCAAGAAGAAACUGCUUCAUUGCAAAAUACACAAAAUAAUGUUAAUGCUGCAAUGCAAGCUGCACAACAAGCAACUACACAAUUGAGAACAUUGACACAAGCUGUUCAGACGGCACAAGCAAAUGUUGGUAAUUCAGAACAAGCUGCUCAAGGAGCACAACAAGAAUUAUCGGAAAAAACUCAAUUACUUGAGGCUGCAAAGAAUCGAGUAGAGCAACUUUUGAGGCAAUUGAGUGAAGCUCGGACUGAUUUUGCUAGUACAAAACAAGCUGCUUAUAAGGCAUCCGCAUCGGCACAUGAGGCAAAAAUCAAUGCUGCAAGAAAUCGACGUAGAGCAGCUAUACGUCGAAGGAGGACUCUUAGAGAAAAUGGUGUUCAAAUGAGAAAUUGAAUUGAUUUUUAUUUUUAUUUUAGAGAGUUUUUAUUGAAAUAAAAUAUAUUUUAUUCGUUUUAA
Episyrphus balteatus (marmalade hoverfly) is the source of this 908-nucleotide messenger RNA. RefSeq lists its product as uncharacterized. The transcript has 2 exons. The record is from RefSeq and is a predicted model, not a curated record. Bases 30 to 845 code for a protein of 271 amino acids. NCBI's taxonomy places the organism in Eukaryota, Metazoa, Arthropoda, Insecta, Diptera, Syrphidae.